Molecule: messenger RNA, 852 nt
Organism: Plasmopara halstedii
Lineage: Eukaryota; Oomycota; Peronosporomycetes; Peronosporales; Peronosporaceae
Product: epidermal retinol dehydrogenase 2-like
Exons: 1
Coding region: 1-852 (283 amino acids)
Molecular function (GO): oxidoreductase activity, acting on the CH-OH group of donors, NAD or NADP as acceptor
Source: RefSeq, a predicted model, not a curated record
AUGUUCAACUGGAUAUGGCCUCAAAAGCCUGUCACUGGAGACGUCGUCUUAAUUACGGGCGGUGCCAUGGGGAUUGGGCGUCUCAUGGCUCUCCGCUUUGCUUCAUUAGGUGCCAUUGUGAUUAUCUGGGAUCUGCAUUCGAAAUUUGGUCACAAAGUGGUGCAAGAGAUUGAAGCCAUAAAUGGAAAAGCUGAAUUUUACAAGGUAGAUGUGACUCAUAGAGAGCAAGUGUACGCUACGGGCGAACAAGUUCUCAAGAAGUUCAAGUCCGUCGAUAUUCUUAUCAACAACGCUGGCAUCGUCGGAGGACGUCCUUUGCUCGAGUCGUCGGAUGCAAUGAUUGAGCGUACUUUUGCUGUGAAUGCCAUUUCGCAUUUUUGGACUAUAAAAACGUUCUUGCCGAUAAUGAAAGAGCGAAACAAAGGCCACAUCGUAUCAAUUGCCAGUGCCGCAGGCAUAUUUGGAUCUCCGGGGAUGGUGGACUACGGAGCCAGCAAGUUUGCAGCUAUCGGACUGUUGGUCAGUCUACGACAGGAGCUGCUUGCCGCGGGACUCGUUGGAGUGCACACAACAGUCGUGUGCCCAGGAUUCAUCGAGACAGGCAUGUUUGAAGGAGUGAAGCCUCCAUUCUACACAAGGUGGCUAUCGCCUGAGUAUAUAGCGGACCAGAUCGUAGCGGCAGUGCGACGAAAUCAAUGGCGCGUGCUGUUGCCGUCAAUUCUAGGACCUUUAGAAUUUGUUGCUGUGAUCAUGCCGAUGUGGUUUGUAGACUGGUUCACACGUAUCACCAAAACUUCACAGGCCAUGGACACCUUCAAGCAGACGCGCAAUUAUGAAUUUAAAGAUGAGUAG